Messenger RNA from Gongylonema pulchrum, 234 nucleotides. Lineage: Eukaryota; Metazoa; Nematoda; Chromadorea; Rhabditida; Gongylonematidae. The record is from the annotation of a GenBank genome assembly.
AUGUUUCAAAUAAUAACACAGGAAGGCUGGACGGAUGUUGUAGUUGAAAUUCUGCGUACCACGAACGAAUCAAUGGUUCCAUUUGUCGCAAUAUAUUUCGUCGGAUAUCAUUUAUUCGUCACUUUGGUAACGAUUGUGCUUUCGCUCUUCGUUGCGGUCAUUCUGGAUAAUUUGGAAAUGGAUGAAGAGUUGAAAAGGAUCAAACAACUAAAAGCCAGAGAAGAAGUAGUGUAG